AUAUGGAUUGAAUUUGGUUUGGGAAGACCGAUUUGGUGCUAGUUAGUUUUCUUACCUUGUAGCAACAUGUUGGAAUGGUUAUUCAAUAUUCUAGCAUAUUUAGGUCUUUAUUACAAAAACGCAAAGAUAUUGUUCCUUGGGUUAGACAACGCCGGCAAGACAACUCUUAUGCACGUUCUUCGGGAUGAUAAGGUCGCGCAGCAUAUUCCAACACAACAGCCGACAGCCGAAGAAGUAGUUAUAGGCAACAUAAAGUUCAGGGCUUUCGAUUUAGGAGGUCACGCCGCCGCCAGACAGAUCUGGCGUAAUUAUUACACAAAGGUCGACGCCAUAGUUUAUAUGGUGGAUGCAGCUGACCGGGACAGAUUGAACGAGGCUAAAAAGGAACUUGAUGCUCUGUUGGCAGACGAACAACUUACGGAUGUCCCCUUCUUGAUACUUGGUAAUAAAAUCGACGUUCCACAGGCAGCUUCAGAAGAAGAACUUCGAACUGCUCUGGGAGUUCACCACCUGACAACCGGGAAAGGAACCAAUCCUGUGAAAGAUGUAAGACCAAUCGAAGUAUUUAUGUGCAGUGUAGUGAGAAAGAUGGGUUACGGAGAAGGCUUCCGUUGGUUAUCGCAAUAUCUCUAACGCUCACGGUGAAAGCAAUUUUUUUCAAACAGGUUGGAAAAUGAAAGUGCUUUUUAUACUCUUUUCGUCAGAUUUUGAUAAAAGCAGUACAACAUAUGGUAAGAAUCUCUGAUAAUUACUUUCCAAUAAAGUGUUCUUUUUCACAUUGAAAAAUUUAAUCUC
This is a messenger RNA of Galdieria sulphuraria, 795 nucleotides long. Its product is annotated as ADP-ribosylation factor isoform 1. Gene Ontology annotation, biological process: vesicle organization; membrane organization; intracellular protein transport. The record is from RefSeq and is a predicted model, not a curated record. The transcript has 3 exons. Bases 67 to 633 code for a protein of 188 amino acids. Gene Ontology annotation, molecular function: GTPase activity; GTP binding. Lineage: Eukaryota; Rhodophyta; Bangiophyceae; Galdieriales; Galdieriaceae. Gene Ontology annotation, cellular component: COPII vesicle coat; endoplasmic reticulum exit site.